Molecule: messenger RNA, 3485 nt
Organism: Electrophorus electricus (electric eel)
Lineage: Eukaryota; Metazoa; Chordata; Actinopteri; Gymnotiformes; Gymnotidae
Gene: otx2a
Product: orthodenticle homeobox 2a
Biological process (GO): regulation of transcription by RNA polymerase II; multicellular organism development
Cellular component (GO): nucleus
Molecular function (GO): DNA-binding transcription factor activity, RNA polymerase II-specific; RNA polymerase II cis-regulatory region sequence-specific DNA binding
Source: RefSeq, a predicted model, not a curated record
UUUUUAAAAUAAAUCUUUAAAAAUAACUUUAAAAUUACAAAUUACAACAGACUACUCGCGAGUCUCGAGUGUUGCUUAAUUUGUUAAACUAAAAGCAAGUAUAUCAAGCACCACAGUUAAAUAUAGUAUGCCUGCUGCAACAGUUUUCAGCAAUUUGCAUAUGUAAACAGCAAACUUUUGUUUCGUGAGACGCAAAAAAGUGUCGCAAUAUCUUUUUCACAGGGACUCUUGAAAUUGCAUGCAUAUUACAAGCUUUGCAAUUUCGACUGUUUUUUUUUUUUUACUUGUAAAUGUAUUAUAUGUUUUAAAUAGAGUUCGUGUGCCAACACUGCAUGCUUAAGAAUAAAUUUUAUCUGUUCGGGUAACUCAAACGUAUGCGUGAAGCGAACGGGUGAGUUUGGCUUUCGGGGGUUGUCAUUUAUUUAGUCGAUAAGACGUAUUCUGCAUGGAGACCCCUCUAGGCCUGAUGUAAAUGGAUAAGAGGGAUGAUUGGCGCAGUUGCUGGUAAUUUACAUCUGGUUAAACCCCGUCUAUGGAAUCACAGUGGAUUCUAUAGGCCUCUUUGCAAUCCUGCGUUAUCUGCGUGGGCUUAAUGGAGCUAUUCAUAGGAAUGAGAGCCAAAGAAAAGCGCGCCAUGUCAUUUACCAAACUUUUGUCUUAAUACAUUUGUACUUCUCCCCUAUAACAAUAGCAGUGAAACGAAGUCUGUUCCUCCCAAAUAAUUUCGAUCUGGCGCAGUAAAGCUUGCACGCCGUCCCGCGUUCAACUUGGGCCCUCGAGCAAGAAGCCAGUGAAGUAAAAUAAAGCAACAACCCCUUCCUAUUGCAAGUAUUGUUUUUCUAACGAGUGCAUUUGUUUCCUUUUUCACUGUUAAAGGUUACUGGAAUAAGCAUAUGCGUUCUCGUGCGCGCUUAUACUCGCCUCCAGAGUGACCAGAUGUUUAAUGCUACACGGCAACGUAUGCUUAAAGUAAAUAUGCUGUUGGAUGUGGAGAUGCGGACAUUUAAUUCUGUCUUCGUUACGCCCGUGCGGUUUAGCUACCAAGACUCCUGUACAUUUGUUAAUGUAAUUUCCCUGGCAACGAUAGUUCGCGAGGGACCGUAAUUUUCAAAGUUGCCAGCUUUUACGAUAUUUGCGGAAUUUUUGUAUUUUAUGUAGGCCAAACAACAAAGUGCAUAACUGACAUAUUCUGGCCCUUUGAGCGAAAGAGGUUUAGUCGUUACAAACCAAAAAACUUCCAAGUACCGCUCGUUCUCCCUGCUAUAGACAGGCCUGACGUGUAAACGGCCAAUUAGUCUUUGAAGUUCUCUUGAUUAUUCGAGUGUGAAAAGAGUGAUUGUUGAGGACAGGUUACUGGUCAUAUUCCUACUUGAUCUCAGCCUAACGACAACUCGCUUUUCUUUUUCAAGAACUGACGCGUUUUGAUUGUUUUUCACCCGGGAUAAUUAUGUUCACCCAGGAUAAUUAUGUUUGAAGCUGCCUUCUAAGCGCUUUCUGGCUUUGAUGAUAAAAUGUUGCCAUUACAUUACAAUGCCAUUACAUUGUAGAUGUGUUGAAUUUAGACAGGGUCAAGAGAACUUAUGCCCUGUGAUUUUAAACUUUUUAAAGAACAGGUUGAAUUGCUUUGCGUUGCAACUGCAGAUGCAAAACUCGCCUGGUAUUAUUAAUGUUAACGUUUUCGUUCGUGGUAAACUCAGCGGCGCGGACGCCUUUGCCCCGUGAGCGCUGCUAGAAUGAUGUCAUACCUCAAGCAGGCCCCAUACGCCAUGAACGGCCUGGGGCUCGCGAGCGCGACCAUGGACCUGCUGCAUCCGUCGGUUGGCUAUCCGGCGAACCCUCGGAAACAAAGAAGGGAGCGGACGACUUUCACGCGCACUCAGCUGGACAUUUUGGAGUCCCUGUUUGCCAAGACGCGGUACCCGGACAUUUUCAUGCGCGAGGAAGUAGCUUUGAAAAUCAAUUUACCGGAGUCCAGAGUGCAGGUAUGGUUUAAGAACAGGAGAGCCAAAUGCCGGCAACAGCAGCAAAGUGGCAGCAAUACCAAAAUCCGCCCGGCAAAGAAAAAAGCCUCCCCAUCCCGCGAGAGCCCUGGCUCAGAGAGCAGCGGCCAGUUCACCCCUCCGGCCAUCUCCAGCACCAACUCUUCCUCGUCCUCCUCUUCUUCCUCCUCUUCUGCCUCCAACCCCUCAGGUCUGGGUGGGCUGGGCAUUAGCAGUGGCUCCGCCUCUGGGGCCACACCUGUGUCAUCCAUAUGGAGCCCCGCCCCUAUCUCACCCCUCCCGGCCCCGCCCACCCUUCCUGACCCUGCGCCACCCACGAGUGCCUCCUGCAUGCAGCGUAGUGUUUCCGGGGGCGGCGGGGCCCCCGGAGUGCCUUCGUACCCUGUGUCCUAUAACCAGACGCCCGGAUACGCCCAGGGCUACUCCGGCACUACGUCCGGGUCAUACUUUGGAAGCAUGGAUUGUAGCUCCUACCUGGCUCCCAUGCACAGCCAUCCCCACCACCCACAUUCGCACCAUCCGCAGCUUAGCUCCAUGACAGGCACCGGGGUGUCCGGGCACCACCCACACCACCCGCAUCACCUCGGGCAGAGCAAUGGGCAGCACCACCCUCACCCGCACCAGGGCUACGGCAGCACGGUGCUGCCAUUCAGCUCAACAGACUGUGUGGAUUACAAAGACUACAAAGAGCAAGCUGCCACCGCAUCGUCAUGGAAACUGAACUUCAGCUCGGCAGCGGCAGACUGUUUGGACUACAAAGACCAGGCCGCCUGGCGCUUUCAGGUCUUGUGAGGAGUUUUUUUUUUUGUUGUUGUUGUUGUUGUUUGUUUUGGGGUUUUUUUUGUAAGAAAUGACGCUUGUUUUAUUUUUGUUGAAAACCUUUUUUUGCCGCCCCCAAAAUAAAAAACUUCGAAUUUUUACUUUAAAGACAUUAAAAGGAGCAUGAUUUUGAACCCUCUUUGCAAAAUGGAUUUAAAAGGAAAAGAAAAAAAAGGGGGGAUGUCGUGGCGUUAGAGGAUUGGUCGAAUGCCAAAGGUGUUUUUGGAGUGCGUGUUGCUGUAACCACCUUUCCCGCCUUACUGCAGAAGAGCGUGCGAACUCUGAAGACUAGUUUCCUUCUGUAGCCCUCACCAAAGUUUCUCUAAAAUAAAACUUUUGUUUUUCCCAGCAAAGGCUGUAACGUGUACGCUCGCUUACCACACUUGAAUAGGCUACCAUUUGGCAUUUGAAAGACAAAGUACGAAUCUCCGAAACAUGCUGUCAAGAACCUGUUCGCCUUCUUUGAAACAUGACGCACCGACUUGAAGGAAGUGCGGCUCCCGUUCCAAGGGGAACGGGAGGUUUUGUGCGUCUAUGAAGGCAAAGAUAAAUAUUAUGUCUCCUAUAUUGUCCUACGAUAAAUAAAUGUGAACCCAACCUCUUUGUUCCUGUAAAAUGAGCAAAUACAUUUUUGCAUUAUGUAUAUUAAAAUAUGUUUUAAACGCA